This is a messenger RNA of Penicillium daleae, 1851 nucleotides long. It is a transcript of the gene ftmI, whose product is annotated as protein ftmI. Bases 1 to 1851 code for a protein of 616 amino acids. Lineage: Eukaryota; Fungi; Ascomycota; Eurotiomycetes; Eurotiales; Aspergillaceae. The transcript has a single exon. The record is from RefSeq and is a predicted model, not a curated record. Gene Ontology annotation, molecular function: protein binding.
AUGAAAUCCCAGAAAGGUCUCCCCCUACCUCCAGAACUUCUCCUGCGGUUGGCCGAGUAUCUGGAACCACCGGACCUCGUGUCCCUCGCUCAGGCGACGGAAGCCUUCGCGCGGCUCGCUUUUGAGUCCAAAUCACCCGCUCUCAGCGAGAGCGGGCGGAGCAUCCUCUUCAGAGUGGUUUCAUGUGGACACGUUAGCAUUCUCCGGGAAUAUUUAGACGCAGGAGCGGACCCGCGCGCCACAGACGUAGAAGGGAUUACCCCGUUGCAUGGGGCCUGCUGUUAUGGGCACGAGGCGGUUGCUGCUUUACUGGUCGACGCUGGAGCGGACAUGAAUGCUCGGCACAAGAAAGGGAUGACGCCCUUGGAUUUUGCAAUCGUGACUGGCCAUGACCGCGUUGUUGAGGCGCUCCUUGCGAAAGGGGCGGUCAUUUCUGACUGCAGAAUUGGUGACCUGCAACGGACAACUCUCCAUGUGGCUGCCAUUAAGGGCUAUCCCCGCAUCGUGAAGUUGCUUGUUGAUCAUGGUGCGCCUGUUCAUGUAGUCGACCCAUGCCGGCAUACACCUCUGCAUUUAGCAGCGUCUGAAGGGGAAGUGGAAAUAGUGAAGACGCUCCUUGGUACUGGGGCAGAUGGCUCAGCCCUGGACAAAGAAGGCGACAGUCCUUUGCAUAUCGCAGCUGGGAAAGGAGCCGCCGACGUCGUACAAGAAUUGCUCAACGCCGAAACGAAUCCUUCACUCCGGGGCCAAGACCAAUCUACACCGCUGCACUGGGCAUCGCUCUUGGGCCGAGCUGAGGUCGUCCGGCUUCUCCUUCUAUCUGGGGCGGAUGUCUCAGUUCAAACUAGCGAUGAAAAGACCCCUCUCUACCAGGCUAGUAGUGCUGGACACGAAGAUGUGGUACGACUGCUUUUGAGUGCGGGAUGUGCCCCAUCAACCCCUGACGAUCAAGGGAACUCGCCAUUGCAUCUUGCUGUCAUUUUAGAGAAACCCACGAUUGCAACUCUUCUUUUAGAUGCAGGAGUCCAUGUGGAUGUCCGAAACAACAAGGAACAGACGCCACUGCAUUGGGCUGCCAAAGGACACGAAGAGGCAGUGCGAGCUUUGCUUGAUCGCGGGGCUGAUUUCGACGCCAUCACCCAUAGCGGAUGGACACCACUGCACUGGGCUGCCUCUGUAGGCCAUCUGGGUAUCACUCAACGUCUUCUGGAAUCGGGGGCUUCCGUAAAAGUCCAAAAUCGUUCCGAAGAGUCAUCACUGCAUGUCGCCACUCAAAACGGCAAUGACGAUGUGGUUCAAUUACUGAUCUACUCAGGGAGUGAGGUGGAUCUUGCCGACGCAAAGGGACGAACCGCACUGCACAUUGCGGCCUUGAAAGGUAACAAGACAAUAGCGCGGAUGCUUUGGGCUGCCAAAGCAGAUUCAUACAUCAAAGACAAGGAGGGCUAUACUCCGUUCUUUUAUGCUGCAAAUGAAGGAAACUCAGAGAUAGUGGAGAUGCUUCUCGACAAUGGCGCAAGACUCGACGAAACCAGCAAGGAAGCUUUUCUAGACGCGGCGGAAGCUGGCUACAAGUCCAUAGUAGAAGUUCUCAUCAAGCACGGCGUCGAUAUAUCCGCGACAGAUAAAUCGGGAAAUACUGCGCUGCAUCGGGCAGUGGUGGGUAGUCAGAGGGAUGUGGUUGAAUUCCUAAUCAAUGCUGGAAUUGAUUUUUCUUACCGGAACCACUCGGGCAAGACAGCACUACAUCUUGCCGCUCGUGAAGGUGAACAAACCAUCGUUAGACUCCUUCUGGACGCUGGUGCCUCGGCCGAUACACCAGACUCUGAUGGAUGGACAGCUUUGCAUUGA